Molecule: messenger RNA, 567 nt
Organism: Microthlaspi erraticum
Lineage: Eukaryota; Viridiplantae; Streptophyta; Magnoliopsida; Brassicales; Brassicaceae
Source: the annotation of a GenBank genome assembly
AUGGCGAUAGAGAACCAAGAGUCGCAACGUUCAAGUCAGACGACCUCCGACGAACUAUGCUUCGUCGUUCCUCCGACAUCCAGAUUAUUGAGACCACCACAAUCUACUGGUGCAACCAUCACCAUCGGUGGUAAAUACAAAGGUGAAACCCUAGAGUCGAAGAAGGAGAUGAAGAAGCCGAGAUUAGGGUCUUGGUGGGACGAAGCUGAAGUCGUCAACGAACUAAGUGUCGUGGUCAAUGGUUUACCGAAACCAAAGGACAAUGAUGAUGAACCAAGAGUAGAUCAUUCUUAUACUGAUGUUCUCCAGAAGAAGAAGGACGAUGAGAGAUCAUUCUCAUCGACUAGUCAUCAUGAGAGUAGUUUCAUUGAUUUGACCGAGGACGAGAGUGAAAACGGCGAUGGAAACGGACACGUGACGUUUGAGGAGUUGGGUGUUUGGGUGGAAGAUCUCAAGGCUUUGCCAUGGGAAGCGUUUGAUCCAACAUGGGAGAUUAGGUCAGAGGCAAUGGAUCCAUGGCUUGGUGGCUACAUCGAAGACAUGUUCUCUCCUAAUUCUUACAAUUAA